Molecule: messenger RNA, 579 nt
Organism: Ostertagia ostertagi
Lineage: Eukaryota; Metazoa; Nematoda; Chromadorea; Rhabditida; Trichostrongylidae
Source: the annotation of a GenBank genome assembly
AUGUUACUUGUCAUAUUGUUGGGCGCUGUCGUCAAUGGGGUGAUUCCCUUCGAACGCUCCAUUGCUGAAAUUAAUGAAAUGCAUAACGUUCAUCAUCUACUCUACCAAGGCGACAUUUUGCUGACACCUGAGCAUGCGGAACAGAUUGCUAGAGCCACAAACGGAGGGGAUCGUGAGGAAGGACAACGCAUGAAACGUCAAGCCAGUGCAUUCAAGAAAAUGCCGUCAAAACUUUGGUUAGAAGGAGUGAACUACCACUUCGCGACAAGCAUCAAGGAUAACAUUAGGAACGCAUUCGCUAAAGCAGCAAAGCUAUGGGAAAGCAACACCUGUAUCAAUUUCACAGAAAAUCCUUCAGCUAAUGCCCGAGUGAGGGUGUUUUCUGGACAAGGAUGUUAUUCCUAUGUAGGCAAACUCAAGGAACGCGGCGAACAGCUGAUGUCUUUGGGAUACAAUUGCGCUACGUUAGACAUUGUUGCGCACGAAAUCGGUCACACUCUUGGAUUUAUUCAUACCCAUUCACGACACGACCGUGACAACUUUAUCAAAGUUAAGACGGAAAAUAUUGCGGUAAAUUCU